AUGUCUCAACCAACAAUAUCUGAACCUAUGAGUGAAACAUCAACAGGGACUACGUCUACUAGUCAAGCAGCGAAGGUUACACCUCCAUUAAAACUUGAUAUCCUUCGUAUUAUUCGACUUUGUCAACAACAGCAUGGCCUUCGUCAUGGUGAUUAUCAACGAUAUCGAUCGUUUUGUUCGCGACGACUUCGUCGGAUACGCAAAUCCCUCGAAGCAACGUAUGGCAAUCAGAAAAAAUUUCAAAAGCCCGUCAUUACAGAUGAACUCGUCGCGAAAGACUCACGAUAUCUUUUAUUACCAUUGAUCUGCAGUGAACGCGCUUGGGCUUACGCGAUGCAACUGAAAAGUGAAGCAAAUACUGAAACACGCAAGAAAUUCCAUCUUUUAAAUCGCCUUCGUAAAGCAGUGAAACAUGCUGUUCACUUGGAAAGUUUAUGUAAUCAACAAAAAACAUGCGAUGCUCGUACAAAACUUGAAGUUCAAGCUUACACAGCUGUUAUGAAUGGUCAUUUAAAAUUCGAACUCCAACAAUGGAGUAAUGCAUUAGAAUAUUAUAUUCGUGCUCAAACGAUUUAUGACAAACUGAAAACAGGUGUUCGUAGUGAAGAAGACAAAUUGAUGCUUGAUCAACGUAUCGAUGAAAUUACAACGAACGUUCGCUUUUGUCAAUAUAAGAGUGGUGAUAAAAAUGCGGCGAAAGAGUUAAGAAACUUAAGAACCAAAGCAGCGUUGGAUGAUCCCGAAAUGACACGAGUUUUAGAUGCAUUUCUUAGUGAAACACACGAGCAGCAAACAUCAUCGAUUUCUGAAAUAACAUGGCGACAACGGAAAAUUCAAGUGUCCAGUGAAAAGGCUCGUUUAUUCUUUUUGAAUUUACAAGAAUUUGAGACUGAAAUCAAAAAACCAGGUGUUUCAUUCGAUACCAAAAUGAGUUUAUACGAAAGUUUUCUCAAGGAAGCCGUGGAAACAUCACAAGUCGUUAAAGAUGAGUUGAAAAAUGAUCCGACAUUCAAACCUACUCCAGCCUCUGCUGCACCAGCUGAUAAUACCAAACGUGAAAAUGCCGACCGAUUAUCCGAUGGCGUUUGGUUAUACAGUUACAUUGCCUGGAUUCGUCUUUCGAAAAUGAUCGAACGUAAUUUGGCAAUGAUCGAAAAUGGUAAACAACAAGUGUUCAGAUCAGUGGACGGAGAGAAAACAGAUGUGACCGAAGGAAAGAAAGUGACUAAAGCGGCGGAUCUUAUUCGAAUGUACGAUCUUUUAUUACAAUUUCUGAAUGAUAUUGUCGCUAUACCUGCUUUACAAAAUGACAAGACCAUUCAAUCGGACGUGAAUUUUCAAACGAUUGUUUACAAGGCUUGCAGAUCGUUUUAUAUUGCAAUAUCGUUUGUUCAGCAAAAACGUUUUAAGGAUUCCGCUGCUUUAGUUAAUAAAACUGAAACAUAUAUGGAACAAGCGAAAAAAUUAGCCGCAAGUGGUCAACAACCGAAAUCAAGUGAAAUAAACUAUCAAACAUUAUUGAAUGAAUUUACAUUUAUUCAAUCUAAACUUGACGAAGUUAAAUAUCAAAUUCAAACAUCAGCAACAUCAACACCAACGCCAGUUGGUAGUGUCUCGCCUAAAGUGGGUACGAUCCAGCAAUCAUUUGAUGAAGUGCUUUCACCCGAAGAACAGAAAGAAUUAGAGAAAAAACCAUUAAUCGAUCGUUUGGAUACCUACUUCGAAGAUUUAUCACUAACGAAUAAAAAUCGUCUCAACAUCGUUUCGUUACCACCGCCAUUCAAACCAAUUCCAUGCAAGCCGGUUCUUUUUGAUUUAGCACUCAAUCAUUUAACAUUUCCAUCAUUGGAUGAUAAAGUUCAAAGUAAACGUCAAGCAAUGUCGACACUCAACGACAGAGGACAACAGCAACAAGCUGGCCUUACUGGUUUUGUCAAGGGAUUCUUUUCCUGGGGCGCGAAGAAACAAUAG
Molecule: messenger RNA, 1971 nt
Organism: Adineta ricciae
Lineage: Eukaryota; Metazoa; Rotifera; Eurotatoria; Adinetida; Adinetidae
Source: the annotation of a GenBank genome assembly